AUGGAAAACAUCUACCAGAACUUUCGCUGCCGCGAAAGCCUCAUCUCUAGCGGUACUGUAUCGCGUAAGACUAGCACUAUUUUAGAAUACACCCCCAAACACACUUACAUAAUCAAUAAGCCUCCCACUCAUCUCGAGCAAACUAACGUUAGUUAUUUAACUGAAAGUGUCGCCUCAGUACCCGUAGAAAUGUUUAGUAUUUCUGUAGACUUAGGAACUAAAACCUUAACAGGUAGUCUACCUAGAAGUUCUUUUUCUGAUAAUACUGAUCAAACUGGCGCUUUCAAAGCUGAACUUAACAAUAGCUUGCUGCAGAAGGACGCUCCUAAAUUUACACCCGUGCCUGAGCAAAAGUCGCAACCCCAACAACUCACACAAGCUCCACCACAGUCGGUAGCACAAACUCAGAACGUGCCGCCGACUCAACAAAUACCUCAAAGUCACCAACCAGUGCCACAAACUCAGCAUCAACCUGUGCAAGUGCCAUCUCAACAGCCGUUGCUUCAACCAUCGCAACAGCAACAAUAUACUCAACCUUCUCAACCGCAGCAAACAUUGCCUCUACAACCUAAGCAGCAAUUACAGACUCAACAACAGUUGGAGUCUCAGCACCAACAAAUGUCAACUCAGCAACACCAGUUGCCGACUCAGCAUCAACAGAUACCGACUCAGCAACACCAGUUGCCAACUCAGCAGCAAGUGACUUCUCAGCAGCAGCAGCAACAGUUUACGCAACAGCAACAAUUAUCGCAGCAACAACUGUUACCGCAUUCGCAUCAACAGCAUGUACCCCAGCACCAAUUGCCUCAACAACAGCAGUCACAGUUGUUGCAACAACAUCAACCACAGUCACAGUUGCUCCAGCAACCUCCGUUAUCACAAUCGCAGCCUCCUUUGCCACAGUAA
Psylliodes chrysocephalus is the source of this 906-nucleotide messenger RNA. Lineage: Eukaryota; Metazoa; Arthropoda; Insecta; Coleoptera; Chrysomelidae. The record is from the annotation of a GenBank genome assembly.